AAAUAGAAAGCAAAGGAUCAUUCAACUACCAUGUGGAUAGUUCAUGGACUAUUCAUGUAAAUUACUCUUUUAGCACCUUCCGAUCCCCUGAACUGUCAGAUACACGCACGCACUCACGUACACACUAUCGCCGGAAAAUAGAUUCCGUUUCCGAUUCCGACGGUUGCGCACCGCCGCACCGUCAUAUCCACCACCACCUACCACCACGCCACGUGUCCAUACCAAAUUCACUCCAUAAUUUCAUCCUCAUAUUCCGUUUCAUCUCGCUACCGUAACAACUUCAUUCAACGAGAGUAAAAUCAUUUCAAUUCGUUUCUCUCACGGAUCUAGGGCUCCGUUUAUCCGCAAAUCGUCAAAUCAGUUCAUGCCGUUUCUUAUCUGCAGCCUAUGCUGUUCUAAUUAGACGAAAACGAGAUUACAUCAUUUUUUGUAUAAUCAUAUUUAGGUUUUGAAUUUUGAUCGUUUAUCUCUGCACCAAUGGCUACCGGCGGUGGUGAUAAACUGCUCACUAUCGAUCCUGAUGAGCUCAGGUUUCAAUUUGAACUGGGGAAACCAAGCCACUGUGAUUUGAAAGUUUCUAAUACAACGGACAAGAAUAUUGCCUUUAAGGUCAAAACUACUUCGCCGAAGAAAUACUUUGUUCGUCCAAACACUGGUAUUAUACCGCCUUGGGAUACAUGUAUCAUAAGAGUUACCCUUCAAGCUCAACUUGAAUACCCUCCGGAUAUGCAAUGCAGAGAUAAAUUCCUUUUACAAAGCACCCCUGUGCCUCCAAAUAGCGACACUGAUGCACUUCCAGCAAAUACUUUUAGCAAGGAAGCUGGUAAAGUAUUAGAGGAAUACAAGCUUAAGGUUGUCUAUGUUGCUCGCACUGAUAAGGGGAAUUCAGAUAAUAAUAUCAAACAAAAUUCUGAUCCAAGCUCUAAUCAGGCAAUUCAGGCUGCAAGAGCCGCUAGGGAUGCAGCUGUGAAAGAAGCAACCCAGCUGCAACAGGAACUGGAUAUGUUAAAGAAAAAGAACCAAAAACAGAGUCCUGGAUUCUCGAUAAGACUCGCGAUAACUGCUGGAUUGAUUGGGAUAAUGGUCGGGUUGCUUUUAAAGCUGGUUCUAUCUUCACCGCCAUCACCGAUACCACCACCUACACCACCACCAACUGCAUCAGUAGAUGGUUAAUUCUCUGUACUGUUUCUUUUAAAAUCUAAAAGCCGACUGAUGAUGAUGAUUAUGAUUCUUUCGUUCAUUCUUAUGCUGUUCUGCAAGUUGUCUCAAGCUGAUGGUUUUAUGUGUUGUGUUCUUUUUUGCCUUUGUACAUUUGACCAUUGUGAAUUGCAACUUUGUUUCGUCGGUACUUUUCUCAACAUUUAUAUGAACUUUUGUAUGUUCUUUAAAUUGAUAUAACUCAUGUCUGUUUAAGAAGUUGGACCUUUAACUCAAUGAUUGCUUGGAAGUUUAUGAAA
Molecule: messenger RNA, 1457 nt
Organism: Helianthus annuus (common sunflower)
Lineage: Eukaryota; Viridiplantae; Streptophyta; Magnoliopsida; Asterales; Asteraceae
Product: vesicle-associated protein 2-1
Exons: 7
Coding region: 478-1173 (231 amino acids)
Biological process (GO): endoplasmic reticulum membrane organization
Cellular component (GO): endoplasmic reticulum membrane; plasma membrane
Source: RefSeq, a predicted model, not a curated record